AUGAAGUUCCUCGCCCUCGCCCUCGCCCUCUCCGCCGCCCCCGCCGCCCUGGCGCAAAACUUCCAGACCUCCUGCCGGGAGAUCAAGGGAUCCGACCAAUACCUCAGCGCCAUCUGCACGGCGAGUGACGGUUCCGAGGUGUGCUCCGAGAUCGACCUCACUGCCUGCCUUCUCAACGUCAACGGCGGCAUUGUCUACGCCAACGACGUGGCCUCUGGCACUGGCGCCGCUUUCGUCGAUGCUAGGAACGGCGAGUUCUCCCGCACUGGCUGCCAGGGCUGCAGCGUUACUGAUGGAACUAUCCUCACCUGCGAGCACUGCCCCGACGGCAGGAACCUCGAUGCUCCCUCUGCCACCUUUGAUCUCUUUAGCCUUGCUAAAACCUAUUCGAUCCCCGAAUGGGCCAAGCCCAUCAACUUCGACCCCCGCACCACCUCCGCCUCCGAGCCCGCCUACCUCCUCUGGAAGCGCUUCUUCACCACCUAUCUCAGCUCCCAAGUCAUCGAGCCCCUGGUAGGCGACUUCAUCGACAAGUACGUCGCCAGCCUCGAAGCCGGCGCGGACCCCUGGAGCCCCGCCUUUGCCGGCUCCCUCGCCCGAGAGUGGCCUCGCAUCGCCGAGCACCUCUACGCUUCGCGUUUCGACCAGACUAGGACCGAGAACGGCGACGCGCCCCAGGCCUGGGAAAGGCAGCUGGGCGACCUCCGCUUCCGUAUGGAGAUCUUUGGGUGCAAGCUGGCCGACGACGGCCGCCUGGGCGCGCCGGAAAUCGGUAGUCUCUCGAGGCUCCACGAGGUGUACGAAGACGGAACCCAGCCAGGCUCGACGCGGAGGUGUACUGAUGGAGAAGACGCUGCCGACUGUGCUGUGCUCAUCCGCAGAAAUGACAUACUCCUCGAGCCUACCGCCGAUUCAUUGUCCUGCGUCAAGAAGCUUCAGGAUCUACAGACAGAAACCAAACCGAAACAACGAGCCCGGAGCCUAAGAGACGGCCCGACCCGCAAACAUGUCAUCCGACUCACCCAGCCCUCGCAGGUCCGCUCCCCCAUCCACCUGGGAAUUCACCUUUGGGAAUUUCGUCUCCUUUGCCGUCACAUCGCCCCUAAACCACGGUUUCGCCCGUUACGUCACCUCCUCCCCGAUAUAUCCGUCGAGACCCUGCGCAGCCCGAUCCUCGGCCCCGCCGCCUUCGCCGACUGGAAGGCCCUCAUGGUUUGUUCCAUAGGCGCCAUCGAUCCCCAGGAUAUAGCUGCCGCCUGGCGAAGAUUUGAAGGCCACGCGGAAAAGGAGCGCCAGUCCCAUGCCGAGGAAAUGCAACAAGACAAUAUGGUGCAGGCACAUAUCGUACAACCCUCCCGCCGAGCCUUUCCCACGACGGAGCCGCAGCGCGGCGUGAGGAAGAGGCCACAGCAAACCAGGGACAGGAGGCGCACCCGCAUGCACCAUCAGGUCAGGCAGGCAAUGCAUGGACAGCAAUGGUACUGGCUCGGCGAACACUACGAGGAAAGUCCGUGA
Molecule: messenger RNA, 1515 nt
Organism: Parascedosporium putredinis
Lineage: Eukaryota; Fungi; Ascomycota; Sordariomycetes; Microascales; Microascaceae
Source: the annotation of a GenBank genome assembly